AUGAUUCCUGAAAUCGUCAGUAAGAGUGUGCAGGAUCAAGCCGGUGGUGAACCAACGGUGGGGGUGGUGGCCGAGGGGGAGAAGGCGGGGCUUGAGAAGCUGCCCGCCGAGCGUGAGAAGGAGCAGGCUCAGGAGGCUUCAGAGUUGCAGACUAGUAUGAUUGAAACAUUGGAAGCAGUGGAGAUAGAGAAACAGAGACAUCACAACACUAGAAUGGAAGCCCUUGCACGUUUGGCUAGACUUGAGGUUACAAACGGUGAGCUUGCAAAGUCACUUGCCAGGGAACAAUGGGAGCUGGAAGUUCAAGUAGAUCAAGUGGCGCAGCUUCGAGAGGAAGUUGAAUUGAAGAAACUUGCUCAAGAUAAAUACAGAAGAAAGCUAACAAAGAUACAAAAGACAAGUGCCCCUCCGGUUGAUGAAAUAGAAUCUUUGAGAAGGUUCAAGUUGGAGGAAGAAAUUGUUGAUGCAGAAUACACUCUGACAUGUGACAGAAUUGUGAAGGACAAGGUAGGUUUUCCCGUGUAUGACUGAUCUCAUGUAGUGAUU
Zea mays is the source of this 546-nucleotide messenger RNA. Its product is annotated as golgin candidate 2-like. NCBI's taxonomy places the organism in Eukaryota, Viridiplantae, Streptophyta, Magnoliopsida, Poales, Poaceae. Gene Ontology annotation, biological process: retrograde transport, vesicle recycling within Golgi; Golgi organization. The transcript is spliced from 9 exons. The record is from RefSeq and is a predicted model, not a curated record. Gene Ontology annotation, cellular component: Golgi cisterna; Golgi membrane. The coding region runs from base 1 to 531 and encodes 176 amino acids.